AGCUGUGUACAGGCUGAGCCUCCAGUUAACGCUUCCACGAGAGACAAGUAUUGUAUCUUCUACGAAUACACUACAGGGACACUCUGCAAGGGCAUUAUUACCAGUCUCUACGUAUUUGGCAACCAGGCAACCGUGGAUUACGGUGACAGGGAAACUUUUACUUUUCAAAGCUAUUUUAAUUUCUUCGAAAUAUCUGAGCGGUGUCAACCCAUAAUGAGAGACCUGUUUUGCCGUUAUCACUACCAGCCGUGCGAUAUGUCCUUACGAAUACCUCGACCUCGGCGAAUUUGUCGUAGGACGUGCGAACAUCUUGACUAUGUUUUAUGCGUAAAGGAGAUGGCGUUUAUUAGGAACGCUGCCAAGACUGCCCCAAGAUUUGAUUACGACAUGAUAAACUGUUCAAUUUAUACUGUUGCAAACGGAGGUGACGCCCCUGAGUGCUACCAGUACCAGCCCCUACUAGGUUUGUAUACUGAAGGCAGCCCUGUAUUAUUUAAUCGUCCAUCAUUAGCGAGAAUAAGGUUCCAAAUGGGAUCCUUUUUCUGAGGGCCUGAAAAUUUUGUAAAUAUUAUUAACUUUGAAUUUUUUUCAAGAAUUGUGAUAGUUUUCUGGUGUUGUGGACGGGUGCAAUUUUCAAAUGACGUAAUUCAAAAGAUUGAAAAGGCACUGAACAAUACACACACCAGAAAAUGAUAUUAGGCUGAUUUAGCAACAAAACGAGAACGUCAGUUGACGAAGAGGUCCGAAAAUCAAACAAGUGGCUUGACCAAUGGCAGAGCGGCGAAUUGGGCACCGGAAGUCGCGUUUAGUACCUUCUGCGCGCUUUCUCGUCGUCAUCUGGCGUCCCUGUUCUGUUGCGAAAUCAGCCUAAUAGCUAACCAACAACGGUUCCUCCAAUGCUUGAAGUUGGAGAUAUCUUUAAGACGGACACUUACCUCUGGUCGAAUCGGUGUUCACCCUUGAAACAGUUUUUUAUAUGCAUAGUCAUGUCGCCCUGGAAUGGUAACGUCAUACCAAGGGACGAAAACCAGUGCAAAACCAAUGAGGUAGAACUGAGUUCCAUAACUGUGUGAAAAAGCCAAAGCCUGUCUAACCAAAAUUCACCUUUUCAUUAAUUCCUUAUAGAUGAUGAUACCAAGAGCACAGGUUAGUCUUGAUCUUGCUAGUAUAUUGUAGUCAAUUAUAUGAUAUUUAUUAAAGGAGCAAUCUUCCUUCUUGGCUUUCCGCAGGCCCAAGAAGGACUUACAAAGUCGGCUGAUCUUUGGGAUAGAUAAUUAAGCUACUUCAUCCAGUGUGGCAGACUUCUGUUUCCGUUUUCGACCUUCAAUUCCCUGUUAAAACCACUGCCUGGGAGUUGGAUAAAAUAUAAUUUCCCCCAUGCAGAGAAACCCGAAAGACAGAAAUGUAAAGUCUAAUCAUGUGUUUUCCACAGAUUGUUUUUACGAUAUCGGUGUUGGCUAUCGAGGUAUUGUCAACACCACCCAGUCUGGCCGUACUUGUCAGCGUUGGGCCUCACAAUGUCCCCACCGUCACUGGCGGAUUCCUCAAGAUGUAGUUGAUGGCCAAAAUGACUCCAACAUGUGUCGCAACCCAGAGGGAAGUGCCCCAGAUGGACCUUGGUGUUAUACCACUGACCCCAAAGUUCGAUGGGAAUACUGCAAUAUAUCAAGAUGUCCUCCAAGAGGUAGAAUCAGUGCCCAUCUAAAUAGCGCUGGACCUAUGUAGCCUAUAGAACUGAAAGCCAGAUUUAAAAAAUGCCACAAGCGUUAGCGAAUUCCUCAUUUUGAUUGUCUGUUAUGACUAAAAUGUCAAGUUUAUCGGACUUUUGUCAUAAAAGGACAAAAAUUACAAAAGUCAGGAUAACAUUGAAAAUAAGUCACACAGACGUCAUUUGUGGGCUGUGCUAUUUAAAAAUCAUGUCGCCAAGUUGCAAUAAAAUUGCUCCUUAUUCCGCGCUGGCCACAGAUGCCUUCUUUUCAGCCUUAAACACAUGUAAAAUGAUGUGUAAUAAGAAUGUUUAAGGCUUCAAUUAUGGGAGCCUCCCGAUGAUCUUCGCUUCCACGUUUUCCCCGCCCAUAUAUAAUACAUUACAAAAAAAAAAUGCACAACCAUUAAUCUGGCCAAGGUAUUACAGUCGCCCAAACGCAAAUUAAUUCUUUAGCUUUUUUUUUUUCGCGGAGUGGAAGGAAUAUGAAAUAUGUCGGGCGUACAUCUUCAAUAAAAACUGCGUAAAAUAUCAACGACCAUCUCACCAUAGAGCUUGAGGCUAGUGACAGAACUUGGUAGCGGCAGGUCGUUGAAAGCCAACUGAAAAAAUAUCCACUAAUCAUAGCGGAGACACCGCCCGCGAAGCGCGCGCAACGGAGCACCAUGGGUAAUAAUAUUUGGUAAACUAUCCAUCCGAGAAAAUUUGGUUAUGACGUCACCGUCCGUCCGUCCGUAAGUACGACCGUACGGGCUCUCCGGGUAGGGGUAGGUAGAAACGAAGUCCUCCCCUCUCCCCUAAAGAGUUUUGUCCCCUAUUGUUUCAAAAGCUUUUAGAAAUGAUUGACAAAUCAGCAUCUGUCAACUGACCAAAUGUUUGGUAGACCAUUUGACCUUUGACGGGGCUAUGGGUGAUUUUAGAAAAAAUGUCGUGCAGACUGAUUUCGAGAGGAAAAAAAGCAUGCAGGUAAAUUCCUGGGAGAAAAAUAUCCUGCAGUGAAAAAAUAUUGCCCAUGACGUACAAUGCUGAAAAAAAAAAAUCUUACACCGUUAUAUGUUGGGGAAAAAAUUUCCAACUCCAGAGAGGUUUGGGAAAAAAUUCUUUCAAUACAAACUAAAUCAGUAAAAUCACCCAUACCCUACUCCCCCACAAACGUCCAAUGGUCAUGACAACCAUUUAGGGGGUGAGGGAAGAAACGGAUUUGACACCUUUGUAAAUGACAUCCAUCAACAAAAUGGCUGGCGCGCGUUUAUGAUGUGGUGGUUUUCAAGACUAAAGUUUUGCAUUUCAAGAUUGAAAAUGCGCCCAUAAAAGACACAAAUAGAAAUUAAAGAAAAAGUUUAAAAGAAUGCACAGUUUCCUUUUUGUGGACAAACGAAAGCUUUUCGCUAUGAAAUCAUCUUUCGAGGAAUUCAACCUUGUUUUGUGCACGGCGGAUCAGAGCGCUUGGCUUGUUUUGAACCAACCAAGGCAGCGAGGUUUCUGAAGACACUUGAGGUACAUUCCAUACUCUAUGAACAAAGAAAAGUACGUUUUUAAAAAAGGAGUUUUUGUAUUUAUAAAGGUUUCAUGGACGUUUCCCACAUUUUGAAAUCGGCGUGAAAGAAAAACCACAAAAUGUGCAUUUGAAAUGGAUUUUUUUUACCACGUGCUCGACCGAUUUAACUUGCGUUAACGCAACGAUUUAACUUGUCUUACGUGAAUUGCUUUUAGGAUUAACGCAUGGGUUUUUGAAAAAAUGUUUUCAAGAAAUUAAGUUAUUUAUCUGUCAUUGUUCAUUCAUAACAUUAGCUCAAAAAACGACCAUGAGACUACAGAUCGUGAGAUUUUUAGAAACAUUCAGACGGGUCCUUUCUUGAAUUAAAACUGAAGUGUUGUUUUUGUACAUGUUCCGCAUUGAAUUGCUAUUCAUUUUCUCAUUCAUUACUUGCCAUUCAAAGAAUUUUGCAGUCUGUAGAAUUCAAGGAUUUCUGCUGCAGUGUGCAUUGUGCUGCUCUUUUUCCAUAACUUGCGCCCCAAAUACAGCUAAUACGCGUAAAUCUCGUCGGCUUUUCGAGCCCGAGUUUGUUUGUUUUAAGUUGCUGUAUUAACGUUUAUAAUUGUAGUGAAAGAUUGGAUUAUUGUUAUCAGUAGCGUAAAAGGAUAUCGUUUGCUUUCCUAUCUCUGUCCACAGAGAAGAUAAUAUACAACUUACGGUAAGAUUUUCUUUCAGAUAUUUUGAGGUAUAAAUGUAAAGGCUAUACAUAACUGUUCGUCCGGGCCCAUUUAAAGAAAAAAAAGAAAGAAAAGAGAAAAAAAUGGGCUUACGGGAAGGCAAAAGUCCUUAAGUGGGCGUUAUUUUUCUUUAGGUCUUCCCUUAAACACAGAAACACCGACUCUAGAAAUCGUAACCUGUAAAUUGCUGCUACUUAAGAGACCUACAAUUUAACAAUUUUUUCAAUUCAGGUUUGUUUGCGGGGUAUUUUUUCUUAAUCAUUUAGCCCCCCCCCCCCAAAGGUGUCUGAUGCCGAAGGCUCUCGAGAAUGUGAAGAUUUCUUUUUUUUUUGGUUUUUGACUUAGAGUUCAGAUUAUUACUUUAAUUUGAUUGCUUUUAUCAUAAGUAUAGAAACAGGGGCCUCGCUUUCAGCCCUGGCUAAAUCUAUAUAUUAAACAAUGCAUGCACAUAAAUGAUAACGAUCACUCCCGAGUAAGACUGAAAUUUGAGCUGUGUUUGUCGCAUAAUAUAUUUUAUUUUUCCUUUUUACUAGUUCCAAAGAAUGCUCCCGGGUUGGUAAGAGGUUACCCUCUCAAUUCAUCUUCUGUGUACAUCUGGUGGGAAAGAAUCCCCCCAACGAAGUACAAGGAAAAACUGCAAGGCUACAGGAUAAGAUACAAUCCCGUUGGAUCCCAGUCAUAUGAGGAAAUGAACGUCACAAGCAACGUCACAGAGGCUGUCAUUAAUGGACUUCCGUCAACCACUAGAUAUCAGAUCAAGAUAAAUGGAUUUAACAUAGUCGGCCACGGACCAACCAGCAAAGAUCUUAAAUUGAAAACGUUGUCAUCUGGUAAGUAAAUAAGCAAGUAAUCUAAAUAACGACAACCAUAAUUAAUAAGGAUAAUGGUAGAACGAAAAAAAAGAAAAAGAGAGAAAGAAAGAGUACUGUAAGUCGCCGCAUGUUAGGUAGCCUAAGACAACAGCCGACAUUUGGCGACGCUACCACUAGUUUCCCCUCCAAAGGAAGUCUGAGAAGCGAGCGCAGAAAUUCCAUACUGAUAUGACGCGUCACUGCCCAGAUCUGGGUAGUGCUUCUGAUUGGUCGUGUCGCGUAAUAAUUUUGAUUCAACCAAUCAGAAGCACCACCCAGAUCUGGGUAGUGACGCGUCAUCACUAUGGAAUUUCUGCGUUCGUUUCUCAGACGUCUUUUGGCGGGGAAACCAUUGAUAUCGUCGCCAAAUGACCGCUGGUUUCUCAGGCAAGAUGUUAGGUAAUCCAAGACAUUCUUGGAUUCUAGAUUCCACGCUGUGGAUUCUGGAUUCCAGCUACUGGAUUCCUGAUUCUUUUCAAUGGAACUUGGAUUCCGGAUUCCUUGAGCUUUACUCCUGAUUCCAAAGGCCAGGAUUCCAAAUUUAGCAAUAAAAGAUUUCCCGGAUUCCGUCUUCCGGAUUACCUGACGUGGGGCGAUAGGAGGGCUGUUUGAAGCGACAGUUCCAGGGAAUGUUAGUAGGUGUCGCUCCAAGUGCACACUGCUGAAGCCAAUAAUAUUACUUACCACCACUCCACACCGAUACACAAAACUUUCUACUAUGUAGACCGAGACCGCAGUUGUCAUGAUAGGCGCAUGUGCAAUUCUGCUCGUAAAGGAGUGCGGUAAUCUUCCUCUUGUGUUAGGUCAUAAAGCUAUUUUGUCUUAUUGUCGUCAGCUUAAUAAGCCCUAACCUGCCAAGCCAGUUUUUAGUUGUAAGCUUCAAGAUGCAAGUUAAUCAGUUGCGACUUUUCUGCUGUAGUUGUGUCAGUUUCAAAGGACUUCAGUGUAAUUGCUUCGCAUCUCAAAACUCCGUGUAUUAUUUUCUCAGAGCUUCAAAUCUCUACAGAAAAGUCUUCAAGGGUCUGAAUCAUUUACCGUGUUUUUAGGUUUUGUCAACAUCCUUGUGACCUUCCAGCUGGUGAUGAAAGAUGAAUUCGAUAUUACUCUUGUUAACCGUAGCAGCAGCAAGUUUAUAGAAAAGGAAAAAUGGAUUAAGACUAUGGUAAGACAAUAAGUCUUAAUCCUUGUUAAUGCUCUUAUUCUCUAAACUUAAUAAGUAUCUUGGUAAUUUGUUUGCGGUAGAAAGUCCCGGGAUAGCCUCAAAUGGUAUCAGUUAUCUUGGGUCCUAUUCUGCAGGGAUUUGCGCAGUUAUUGGCCUGACUUCUCUUCAUAAUUAUAGUGAGGGAUCGAUUAUCUAAUAAUCCCAAGGUCUAAAUGCUCGUUGAGCUUGCUCGCUUUUGUGCUACUUGUUUUCCUUCAUUCGAGAUGCAACUCGUCCUCAAUUCCAAUUCAACCAGGGAAUUCCACUUAGGGGAAGCUGAGUUCUGUGAGUGAGUAAAAAUAAUUAAGGUCAUACUAUAAUAUCAAUUCAUGAACAAAUCUGACAAAUGUACAUUAAUUUUGCAGGUAAUGCGCCAUUUCAAUAAAUCCGCCGAUUUGAAUAUAUAUGACGUCAACGUUCUACGAUUUAGGUAUUAAUAAACAUUACAUCUUUAUACACAUACACUGAAAACUGCAAGUUCAUUACGCCAGAGGUCUUGAGUAGAACGGCAGUUUAUGAGGAGAUGUGUUGUAGGGAUUGGCUUUCAUUUCGAAAAAAAUACGAAUUAGAAUAAUUUCGUACUUUAUAAUUCAUUCGCAAAGGUCCUUGAAUAAGUACAAUUGUGCCAAAAAAUCGUAAGCCGCCAGAAAGGAUUUGCUGCGAAUAAUUGUUCGUGCAGGGUGGCGUUUCUCUAUAGACCUCACAAAGAGAAUUUUUUUGCUUUAGCCAACUUAUUGCUGCUGAAUUAUAUAUCUUUGCUUUUCAUAUUUCGGACGUACAUGCAAAUUCUUACCCCCACCGUGGUACAAGUGGGUGGAUGGACCCACCCCACUUAGAGUUUUACCUUCAGUGGAAAACCUUUGAUCUUCUGUGCAAGAUGAGGUAUAUUUAAUGGGUAAUGGAGCUGCUGAAGGACCUGUGACGUCACCAAUAAUGGUCGCCAUCUUGGCCGCCAUCUUGGAUUUUUUAUAAAUCAGGUUAAAACCGAGAGAACUGGUGGUUUUUGUGCUUGAAAUGAAAAAUAACACAUAAAUAAGCACUUUGCACGAUUUUAGCACAAGAUUUACUUUUAUUGUUGAUAAAAAGUUGAAAAAACAUGUACUUUCACUCAAAAUUGGCUUGACCUCCUCCUACUUAUGACGUCAUAUCUCGUAACCAUAGAAACUGAUCAUCACUGAACUUGACUCAAAAUGCGCGUGAGGGAUGAACGAACAUUUACUGAAAACAUUAGGUGCUGAUGUUUUAUCCUCUAGGAGAAAACUCAUAAAAAACCUUAGGGAAAGGGGUGGCAUCCACCCCCUUUGUACGUCCGAGGGUUAAAAUACAAAAUAAGAAUAUACACAAAUGGAUGUACUUAUGCUUUCUAUUACAGCAACGGCAGCCUGAAAGCUGAUGUUGGCAUUUUAGCAACCAUUAAUACAAACACUACUUCAAAAAGCGAGGCUAUUAAUUAUUUAAUAAAUGGGAUUGAUGUUGCCUUAGGAAAACACAUAAAAGGAUUUAUUCUAUUAGGUAAGCAGAUAAUAAAAAUUAAAUCGUAUGUUUUACCUUUUAAAUAAACUUUCACCAGUGUAAAGCUAAAAGAAAUACACACAAAAAAAGAAAAAUCAAACAAAAACAAGGUGACCAAGGUAAAAAUAAUGGUAUUGCACUUUUGCGCGUCGUAUUCAAUCUUUCUUACCGCUGCUCAAUUUGCCAUGAAACUCUCUAUCUCGUGUUUGAUGUAUCAAUAAAUAGGAUCUUAUUCGUGCUAAAAUGCUAUCCGCGUUUGCUUCGUUGCAUUAUAGGACGAACACAAUCUACUGUGACAGUCGUUUAAAGCUUUUGUUUUUAACGAAUAGUUUUUAUCGGAUCAUAAGUGUAACUUGUGAUUCCUUUUUUUAUUCCUCAAUAAGAAAAACCACAACCGCCAAGAAACUUGAAAGCAACUAAUAUACAAAAAAGCUACUUUGUAUUAACUUGGGAUGGGCCAGAUAAUGGCAAGUAUUACAGGAUAGAUAACUACACCAUCGAACGAAAGAGAGAAACAUCCAAUAACUUUACAGUGGUAAAGACACUGCCAUAUACGCGUACAGGAAUGAUAAUGGAGGACUUAAAACCCGCUACAGAGUACACAAUUCGGUUGUCAAGCAACAACAUAUAUGGAAGAUCUGAUGGUGUCUCUAUAACACAAAUGACUCGACCCGGUAUGUACUAUUUAUGCAGCCCUUUGGUUAAACUUCUAUAUUAAGAAUAUUUCAACGAUAAUAAAACUAGCUUAAAGAAUUAGACAAAUUCACGCCAUGACAUUCUCUUUAUAGCAUACUAAAAUUCCUAGUAACAAUAACUAAACUAAUUGUGCAUGCCGCAGCUGUACUCACCCUCGCAGAAAAGUCAAUUUUUACUUUAGUCAAUUUUACUCAAUGGCUACAACCGUAUAAUAUAUGUAAGCACAGUAUCCAACGCCAUGUUUGUAUUAGCUGAACGCCGUCUCGUGUUUUUAAAGCACGGCGUUGGAAACCUUGCGUUUAUGUUUGCCAGGCGUUUCAUAGACAGAAUACCCAACGUUAUGUCUUUAAGGGGGUGGGAGAUCCAGAAUGUUUUUUUUAAUAGGGUUGCCGAAACCAAUAGACCACUAUAUAAUACAUAUGAACUUAUCAUAAUACGUUUGACCACUUUUUAAAUUACUUUGUAAAUUAGAAAGGAUGAACAUAACUGCAAAAUGGUAUUGUGCCGCUGCUGACUUGAAAUGUCAAAAACCGAGAAAACUUGAUGUGAAAUUUCAGUCAUUAAGAAUGGUAAAUUAUUGUUGUUUCCAUCCGCGGCUUGUUUAAACGUUGAUUAAAUUAACUUUGGGAAAACAAAAAAAAACUUGGCAACAUUCCAGUUGUCUAUGGCUACAAGUGUUCACCGUAUUCACAAGAAAUGCGCAAAACCUGCUAGUUGGCCAAAAUUGAAGACGCAGCCAUUCCUCUAAACAUUACUGUACAGGGUCAUGAGCCACAAAUUUCUCGCAAACCGGAGGAUUAUAAUUAUUAGCCCGGUAAUCCACGCCCCUCCAUUUGUUCGACCCCUGUGUACAUUUCCCAUGUUUAACCUCACAUAACUGCAAUCAUCUCGAGAUAUGCUGAACCUGGUUUUAAACUCGUCGCCUAUUGGCUGAAGGAUAUAACACACCAGAAACGCCUUUCACAUAAUUUACAAAUUUGUUGGCUCAGUAUCUUUUGGUAGUGCAUGUCGAAUUGGUCAUUUUAUGUUUCGUUUUCAUGAAACACGCGAGGACAUUGUAUUAGAUCUAAAUUGGGUCAUGAGCUGUUAAGGGCUAUACUUUCGGUUAGUUUCUUCUUGCUGAAUUUUACGGCGAUACGCUACACCUCUCAAAUCAAAGUAAUGGAAACUGAGUGUUCAUUUUCAUGUCCACACUGUUAAGAAUAGUCUAAAAUACCCCAUUCAUAUCUACUAAGGUGAUCUAACUAGUCUACUUGUUGCUGUAUUCUCUUCACCAUCUCCCUUCACAGACACGUUCAUAAGGGAAUUGAUUCUGAUUAUCGUGCUGCCGAUCAGCUUGGCCGUUUUCUUUGUCGCGGUCAUCUGUCUAAGGUUUAGACCAACUGUUAAAGAAAAAGUAGCUCAAAAGGAUGAGGUAAGAGAUUAGUGAGUACAAAAUAGUGUUCUAAUUGUUUUUAUGCUUGUUUCUUUUUUUUUCUCAAAAUCCAUUUUUCAAGCUAGGCGCGAAGCGCUGGUGUAAGACGCACCUCUCCGAAGUCUCAUUCUGCGUAUUGAUCACCCGUCGACGAUAGGUCUGGAGCGACUGGACCUGUCGUUUGACAGCCCACGCGUCCUUAUAACCUGCCCAAAAUAAGGGCUGUUUCGCACUCUAAACUGAAUUUACUAGCUCAUGUUUUUUCGGUAGAAUGAUAGAAGACUUCUAUAUGCUACAUGUACAUAGUCGGAAAAAAAAAAACUCUAUCGUAAAUUAGGGCUGAAUUUUGCCUCAGGUAGAUUCAAAGCUAUUAUCAGACAAUAUUUUAGGAUCGAUUUAGGUGCUACCCAGAAGAUCAAUCUAGAAAUCUAGUUUAAAAAUCUAUCUUAACUGUCAUCCGAAUUUUUGAGAAAAGAAAAAAAAAUUAGCGAGGCAAAAAAAGAGAUCGUCUUUGCAAAAUUAAAAUGUAGAUAGGGCAGGAGUUAAUGCGAAAGUACGAAAAAAAAAACUUAUCUUGUUGGCAUGACCAUGUAGCAAUAUAGUAAUGUGGUAAUACAGUUUAAAGAAAAAAUUAAAAAAAAAAAUAAGUUAAAAUUCCCUGGCGGUCUUAAGACCCUAGCUGAUUAAUGGUAAUGUCUAUUCCGUGUACGCCAUGUUUAGGUAGAGAUGUGGGUACAGGGAGACUGGAUCGAGCUGCCAAGAGCAGAUGUCAAACUGAAAGAAAAGUUAGGAGAAGGCGCAUUUGGUGAGGUUUAUAAGGGUGAGGUACAGAUUGAUGGAGAAAAGUUGCCGUGUGCAGUGAAGAAAGUAAAAGGUAAAUUGUCAUUGUCUAGGUCGUUCCAGUCCUUAGAGGCUUAGAAAAAAGAAAGUUUGCUUGCCCCAAUUGGUGCGAACGCGAGGAAGGUGUAAAUCAUUGCUUCUGCGGGUUUGAUAAGAAUGAAGACUACCAUUAUGUUUGAUGUCAAAUUUACGUAAUAGUAGUCUUUUCAGAAGUUGGAGUUAAAUGGACGUCUAAUUCCUGAGACGACAAAUGUAUGAGACGUCACCAAGUCCACGCAUAACUGCCUAGAAGCAUUCAAACAAUGUUGAAUUCUCUUUUGAAAACACUGAAUAAAGGUUUCCGGUCUUCUCCGGAAACAAACUUCCGAUUAAUUUCAAACAUUUAAUUAGUCUUAAAGUAACUUUUCUGAAAUUCACAUAUCCAUAAGCAAAACUGGGCGUUUUCCUACUCUGUCAGAUUAUUCUCUCUUGGCAUAACCUAAAUUUUCUAAUUUUUUUUUUCAAUGAGCUCUUUACAGUGAGGUUUCGCAGUUUCCUGAGAUUUUUUAACACCUGUUAAAGGUGUACCAUCUUUCAAUGCGCAAUUUUGUUCGUACAUUCCAAUUAUGUUAUUUCCAUUUCCGGUCUCUUAUUGUUUUGCAGAAAAUGCAACAACGCUAGAAAAGCGGGACCUUUUAAAUGAACUGAAAAUCAUGGUCAGAGUUGGUGACCAUCCCAAUGUUGUAAGUCUCGUUGGAGCCUGUACAAGAAAGGGUAGGUACAUCCAAAACGCUACCGAUACAUUGUUCGAUACCCCCUAUGAGACACAAGAUCCAACAAGUUUAAGAAUAUGUAGGUCAAAUUCAAGCAGCCAAAAUGAAAUGAAUGUGCAUGGAAAGUUUUCAUCUUUCUUAGCUUUGUUAUGCAUAACAAAGGACGUUCAUUAAGGACCUUUUAAAUGGAUGUAGUAUAUAUACCAGCAUCAUGUUGAAUGAGAUGUUCAAGGGAUCUCAAUUGCAAUACGAUGCGGACGAAGUUUCAAGAAUCCUCCCCUCCUUUGCAUAGCACGCAAAGGCCUGGGGACGAGGCUGUCUAUUUCCCUUCGAAAGUGUGCUCCUGGUAUGACCCCCUUACAAGUACUCCUUACAAAACUGGUGUGGUUGAUGAAGUAAACGUAUUCACAACUUAACAAUUCAGUCCAAUUCAGGUACUGCCCACUGAAAUGGGGCGUUCAAUGUUUUCGCGGGUACUAUGACUAACGAAACAUAUCGUUGAUUAAACCCAAGGAAGUUGAAUGUGAACAUUUCAUUAAACAUGUUGUCUGACAAAUUAUGGACACUAUACCUCACACCUCACCUAUCCUCUUCGUACCUCGUGGCACGUAAGGCCUCCACUGAGUUUCUCAUUUUUUCUCAGUUUGGGCCGCAACGGUCUUCACUUCCUCCCUCCUAUUGUGAGGACCGGCCACAGUGUUCCUUUGAUACAGUAAAUUUUCUCUGCGUCUGGUUUCUCGAAUAACAGGGUUUUAAGGGGGCGGGGAUAUCAGCCGUCCGCCCAAUCCCCAAGCUGGAGGACCAGGGGACCACAAUUAGGCUAGUCUCUAUCCUUCGACCUGCUCGGCGUCGGUGGCUUUACCUGGAGUCAAAGACUCCAGCCGACAUAGCUCUAUGGGUCAUUAGGACAAGCAAACCACUCCAUCGCGGUAAGGUGGUGGUGCCUUUGGAGUGGGUUUAAACUAUAAGAGACAUUUUAUUUCAGCAAAAGACCAGUACCUAGCUUUUAUCUAUACUAAGGAGGCAAGCAGAAGCGAUUGAUUUUCUCUUCGUUGAUUGGAAAUCAUCAAUUAAUUUGAUCAUAAAUUCACACGUCUCUUUUUGUUUGUUGUUGUCCUUUUUUCUAUUCAGUUAUUUUUACUAAUUUAUGAAAAUUUAAAAUUUGUCCCACUAGAACCGAUAUUAGUGGUUGUGCGACUGGCAGAAAAUGGCUGCUUGUUAAGUCACCUCAAGAAAAGUCGAGAAAAUUCUUACAUCAAUGUCCAAGCGAAAAACGCGGUGCAUUUCACCCCCGUCGAUAGAAUCAAGAUUGCCAGAGAUGUGGCCUGUGGUAUGCUGCAUCUGGCGAGCAAAGUGGUAAAUAUACUUUUUAUUGUAUACGCCAGCGAUUAUUUAACUUUUGUUUGUUCGUCUGGCGCAGUAGCAUUUUAAUGGAGCCUAAAUCAUUAGACCUUUUUUUUUUUUCUUUUUUUUCGUUUUUCUUUUUUUCUAAUUUUCAGAAACAAAUAUCAGUCUCCCAAACUGUUUUUUUAUUACGCCCCUCUUCCCCUCUUUCCCUUCAGUUGUCUUAUCCAGUCUAUAGAUGGUCUGCUUUAUGCAGGCUUCACUAAAUGUUGCGUCGUAGAUAAGGCCGGUUUUGCUCAGUAACAAUGUAAAUGAUUUAUCUUGAGUAAGAUUGAAGACUUAUUAUUUAUUGGUUCCCUGAUUGACAUGAAGGCAGUUUAGAGAUCUCCUCUGGGUCUCGUCAUCAUCAUCAUCAUCAUCAUCAUCAUCAUCAUCAUCGUCGUCGUCAUCAUCAUCAUCAUUAUUAUUAUCAGCAUCAUCACCAUCUUUAUCAUUAUCAUCAUCACCAUGGCCAACACCAUCAGCAUCUUCUUCAUAAUCACAAUCAUCACCAUCAUCACCAUCUUCAUUAUCUUCAUCGUCAUCAUAAUCAUAAUCAUCAUCAUCAUCAUCAUGAUCAUCAUCAUCUUCAUCGUCAUCAUCUUUAAAUGUGUAAUUUCGUUUCGUUUAUCUCAUUACAGUGUGUCCACCGUGACCUUGCGGCCCGGAAUGUGUUGCUCGGCAAGAAUAAUAUUGCUAUGGUUUCUGAUUUUGGUCUCUCACGUGAUGUAUAUGAAAGUGGAGAAUACGAAAACACUUCUGGGGUAAGAAAAUGUAUAUAUUUAGUCGCCUUUUUAAGUCGCUUGUUGUUGUCCUGUCUUUUUCUUAAUAACCGUUUCCUCUGUCUUAUUAGUUAGUAAAAGAGUUUGAUUCAGUUUCCCCGGUGGGCUGGAGUUUCUUCCUUGUUUCUUGUUUGUGAAAUCACACGGAGCCUCAUCCGUUCCCGUUUUAACAUCGACUUACGAUUUGCCACUUACGCUAUAAUACAAAAAAUUCGGAUGGCUUUUCAGGCUAGAUCUCAAAUGUCAAAAAAUAAAUUCAAGGAUAAAAACGCAGCUCCCUCCUAAAUAGCUAAAACAGCUUCCCCCUCCCCUUUUUUAGCUUAUAGUUUUAUCACUGAUUACAUGUAUCGAUCUUCAAUAAACCAUUACUUGAUCUUCAAUUCAAGUACAGAUAGUUUCCAGGCCCAGUUCACGGUUUUCUGACGUCGACAUUAAUUCCUUAAUAUAAUUCCUUACUUAGGGAAUGUUACCUGUUCGAUGGAUGGCGAUGGAGUCUUUAGAGGAUUACACAUACACCACCAAAUCUGACGUGUAAGAGUUGUUGUUUAUACAACAUUAACCAAAUGACGUAGUCUUCAAUUGCUAUUUAGUACGUGCAGACACUGGAGACUUAGGCAACACAUCAUUUUCGUAUCACUGACCUUUCAAGGCAUCUUUUGCAGGGUUGUACAUUUCUUUUUGUUUCGGUGUUUUCAUUUUAAUUAUUGCCAGACGUAAGAGGAGAUAAUUAUAAAGAAUGCAAAUUAUUUCAUGAAAUUAUGACUGCAUUUUCUACAAUAUCGAUUAAGGAGCUAUUCCAUUUAUUUAGCAUAGCAUUUUUUAUCAAGGCUUUAUUUGUUUGUUUUUGUUUUUCACCAUGCACGCCAAGGCAUGAGACAUUAACUUCACUUCUUUUCUGCUCAGUCUUCGCCUCACUAAAUUGUUUUACUUAAUUUGAAGCAUCAUCACACACUAGAGAAAAAAUCACCCCAAUUUGGACUUAUUUGCAAUAACUUUGUUAGCUCUAAAGUUUUCCUUUCCAAACUUUGCCUGCCAAUCAAUUUGGCGUAUAUUUUGACUUGAAAAUGCCAAAAUGUGGCGUCAUAAUUGCUGACGUCAUUCAUACGUAAAUUUCAAAUUUUAUAAUCUUUUGUAUUUGUAUAUCAAUUCUAAAAGAACUAUUCAGGGGGAGUUGAAAGAUGAAAAAAAAUUUCUAAUAUCCUACAUAUGAGCUGAAAUUUAACGUUUGAAUUUGGAUAAAUUUGUACCACAAAGAUGCUGUAUCCCCCCGCUGUUAACCCUCGGACGUACACGCAAAUUGAGACCCCCACGUGGUACAAGGGGGGUGGAUGGACCCUCCUAGAGUUUUUGAUAUGUUGUAGUAUUUCGAAACGAUUUUACCUUCAGUGGAAAGCCUUUGAUUUUCUUAACAAGAUGAGGUAUAAUUUAUGGGUGGUGGCGCUGCUGGAGGCCUGUGACGUCACCAACAAUGGUCGCAAUCUUGGCCGCCAUCUUGAAUUUUACCAAGAAUUAGAAAUCAGGCUAAAACCGCAAGAAAUGGUGAUUUUUUUGCUUGACAUGAUUAAUAACACAUAAAUAAGCACUUUGCAUGAUUUUAGCACAAGGUUUACUUUUAUUGUUGAAAAAAGUUUAAAACAUGUACGUUCACUCAAAAAUUGCUUGAUCUCCUACUAGUUAUGACGUCAUGUCUCAUAACCAUAGAAACUGACCAUCACUAAACUUGACUCAAAAUGCGCGCAAGGGAUGAAAAAACAAGGAAAAUUUUCAGAAAAACCUUAGGGAGGGGAGGGGGGUGGCAUCCAUCCCCCUCCUGUGUGUCCGAGGGUGGAAUAAAUCUAAAUUUAAGCAUUUUAUUUACUAUAAACAUAACCCAUCUCUACUGUCAAAAGUUAAAUAAAAAAGAAAAUUUCAAAAAAGGAAAUUCCCAGCCGCACAAAAACCAAGAAAACAGAUUUGUGACGUCAUUAAAUGGUCACUUGAUUAUUUCUUUUUUGCGUAAAUUUACGUUUUUGCGUCAAAAAAAGAAAAACUAAAACGAUACGAUUUUUAGCAACUAUAAAAGGUUUAUGUAACCGGAAAAUCAUCUUAUUUUGCUAAAAAAGUAAAAAUUACUGCUCUUUUCACAAACAUGCGAACUCUAAAGUUCGUAAGCCGCCUUCACAAUUGCGUUUUUUCAAAAUUCGCAUGUUUGUGAAAAGCGCAGUAAAUCAAAGGGUUCGAUUUUAAGGAAAAAUAUGGUUCUGGGGUGGUGACGUCAGCCCUCGUGACGUCAUAAUUUGAGUUCUUGUGUUAAUAAAAAACUUGAAAUUACCUGGUCAACAAUCGAAGUCUAUCUGGUAAGUCUGGUCAAGAAAUGAAAAGAAAUGCAAAAGAUACGUAGGGUGGGCCAAAAAUGACCGAUUUUUCCCCAGAGUGUAAUGUAAAUCAUCGAGUCAAUAAAUAGCGGCAUAAUAUACAGUUUCAUACAUGACCGCAAGGUUGAUUUGUCCAGUUGAGUUGGUGGGUACUUUUAUUUUUUCCAGCCUCUAUCGGGAAGUCAAUGACAUGAAACUUAAUAGUGCACAGUUACAUGUAGGUCCAACCUCGCAUGUCAUGAUACACAUCCACAGCAGACACUUAGUAACACUAACGUAACUGUUGAAAGUUGACCAUGUCAAAUUGAACAUAUGAGAAAUUUGUCCAAAGGGGUUAGUUUAUCUUUUGUCUCACUUUUGCCACUUUGAUAUUGAUCGCGACGUUUCGACCGCACACUGCAGGUCUUCAUCAGGCAUCAGGUGAUAGUGUCGAUUUACUGAGUCGGACUGUUUGUACAACCGUGGUUGUUAGUGAUUGGUGUAUCACGAACCUCGCUAAUGGUUGGUGGGUUUCGAUGCAAAGCAAUGUUGGUAUUAUCAGAGGAGGAAACUGUUCCCUCAGCGGUCCCUUGUCGUAGCAAUCGGCUGUUAUGUUGUCUGAUUGUAGGCAUCCACAGUUCAGGAAUCUCAGUUCCACUGUCCCUGUUGAUGUUGUUACGGUGAAGUCUUAUGUGAAUAGCCUCUAAAACUCUACGAGAGUACCAGUGAGGGUCUCGGUCAAUAAACUUAACUUCAUCCCAGCGCGGAUAUUAGGCUGAUUUAGCAACAGAACAGGAACGUCAUUUGACGACGGGAAAGCGCACGGAAAGGACUAAACUCGACUUCCGGUACCCAAUUUGCCGCUCUGCCAUUGGUCAAACCAGUUGUGGGAUUUUCGCGCGCAAUCGUCAACAGACGUUCCCGUUUUGUUGUUAAAUCAGUCUAUUGCCCGGUCUCACUAACAACCACGUUGGUACAAAUAGUCCGACCCAAUAAAUCGACACUAUCGUCUGAUGAAAACCUGCAGUGUGAAGCGUCGCGAUCAAUAUCAAAGUGACAGUCGUGAGACAAACGAUAAACUAAACCCUUUACACACAUCAUCCACGAUGAUUAUUAUCUUUCAUGACAUGAGAAUUUUUUUUUUCAGCUGGUCAUUUGGAGUAGUGAUGUGGGAAAUAGAAUCUGGAGGUAGAGCUUAUCAUUAUAUUAUCUAGACCUCAACUUUGAUACGACCUACUACUAUCAAGCCUGAUUACGUAUCACUACCCAAAACUGGGUGAUGCCUCUGAUUGGUCCUGCCUCGUUGGAAAUUGGCUUUAUGUAAAAAUGACAUGAAAUGUUUAAUUAUGACGUAAUUCAAUUAAACGGAUAUAUACACUAUAAUCGAUGGGUACCAAGCAACAACCGCUUGCCCAACCUGACCCUCCGUGUAUUAUAAUAAUAAUAAUAAUAAAAGCCUGCACAUCGUUUACUUUAACUUGCAAUUAUGGUCUUUCUUAUUAUAGGAAAAAUGCCAUAUUCCGGUUUGGGAGGCAUAGAAAUUAUAGACUACUUAAAGGCUGGAAAGAAGUUAAAACAACCUGAUGGAUGUUCGGAUGAGAUGUAAGUUCUUAUAAUUACAAUAAUCAAGUAUAAUAAUGAUGAUGAUAAUCAUAAGUUCCAAAAUUUUACUUGAAAUAUUUGACUUUAAAGUUUAUUUGUAUGAUGCCAUUUAUUAAAACAGAAAUGAUGCAAUCUAGAGACGAUGCAAUUUGGAGCAAAACUAGUUCGACCCCUGAUUAAUUCACACUGCUGUUGAGAACCAAUCAGAUUGCAGGGAUCAGCAGUGAUUUCAAAAUAGAUGUUACGAAAGCUGAUAUCCGAACACCCGUCUUUUCGAGUUAGGUCAUAAACUUCUUAAGUUAACUUUCGUGACUUUACUUAAUAUUCAGCUAUCAAAUAAUGAGGUCAUGCUGGAACUUGGAACCUUCGAAACGUCCAACAUUUCUCGAGCUUUUGACGUCACUUGAGCAAGAAUUAGAGAAGAAGGGAGUAAGUACAAAAUUAUUAUGA
Porites lobata is the source of this 17735-nucleotide messenger RNA. Lineage: Eukaryota; Metazoa; Cnidaria; Anthozoa; Scleractinia; Poritidae. The record is from the annotation of a GenBank genome assembly.